This is a messenger RNA of Symsagittifera roscoffensis, 2419 nucleotides long. RefSeq names its product repulsive guidance molecule B-like. Gene Ontology annotation, cellular component: plasma membrane. The coding region runs from base 406 to 2343 and encodes 645 amino acids. Gene Ontology annotation, molecular function: coreceptor activity. The transcript has 4 exons. Gene Ontology annotation, biological process: BMP signaling pathway. The record is from RefSeq and is a predicted model, not a curated record. NCBI's taxonomy places the organism in Eukaryota, Metazoa, Xenacoelomorpha, Acoela, Convolutidae.
CCCAAAUCGUCUGUUUUGAAGGUAAUUGACUUCUAUAACAAUUGCAAUAACUUUUUUUUCUGGUUUUUGAGCCUGCGAUUUCUUCAACAAAAUACAUUGAUGUUUUCCAAUUUUCGUCUAAGACGUAUUAUUUUUUUGAUUUUAGGAGCUUUUUUAUGUAUCCCAAGUGCUGCGAAGCUCAGCUUCAACUCUGUGUUAGGAAAGGUGAAGCCAAUGUCUAGGUGUAAAAUUGUUGGUUUGUGAGUCAUAAUACAUCACAGCUGGCUUUGACUGAAAAUUAUUUUCCUUGAGUUGCCUGCAGAAUUCCCAGAGUAAGUCUUGGAUUAGGAAAAGCCGGAGUUUUUUCUAGCAGAAAUUGGCCAAUAUUUGGUGGAGUUGGAAGUCGGGUUGGACGAACAAGAACUGAUGCAGAUUCGGCUCACAGAAUCGUCUACUCGAACCACUUCAUCUUCUUUAUCCUCAGCAUCAUCAUCUCAAAGUGGCCUUAACACGUCUCCUUUUCAAAUGGAGAAGCGUUUAUUGCUAUUCAAAAUACCGCCUCUUCAAAGCCCACUUGGAAAUAGUCUCAAAUUGGACGCCAUUUGGAAAUGCUCAAUUUGGGCAUCUAUGUUUACAGGAUCAUGUAGGAAAAGGAGGCGAGCUUCUACUCGUGAAAAAGAGAGAUCGCGUUCACAAUUAAAGUCCACGCAAAAAAUUGCCUCAAAUACUUGGAGACAUCCUUGUAAUGCGUUGGGUUCCUCCGCGUUCUACCCCAAGUUACUGAUGCACCUUUUGCUACUAAUCUCCUCGCUAAUUACAACAAACGCAAUGCACAUCAACGAUCAGAGCAACUUACUAAAGAGAGAAUCACCAUCCAGAACUGUCAACAUGGACACUGCAGCGAGACACAGACGUUCUUCAGGAUCCUUCUAUGAACAGAUGCCUCGGAGUGGGGGUAAUCAAGGGGGUGGCAUUGGUGGUCGGCCCAGUGGGAGAACAGACUCAGACUGUUCAAUGGGAUACUGUUCCGACUGGAUUCAAAACAGCUAUGCAUUCAACAGAGAGGUGCUGGAAAGAUGUGUCAUCUUCAACAACGGACUAAUUUGUCUGCAGAAUGUUGACGCCAGUUGCUACAAGGACUUGAACUACCAUGUAUCAAAUCGGUACCUGCAGAAUCAAUUCGAUGAUCUAAACUGCAAAGAGGUAAUAAAGAACCACACGAAUGAGCUGCCGAUGAUCUCACAGCCGACUCAAAGACGGGUCCCGAGCAAUUUCUGCUACAUGGAGGACCCGGGAGUGUCUCUGCAGUCGCAACCUGUCUUCUGCAGUCUGUUCGGAGACCCCCACAUUGUCACUUAUGGGGGACGAAAGCAGACUUGUGCUGCAAUUGGGGCUUGGCCUCUGGUCGACAAUGUCUAUUUCACUAUACAAGCCUCAUAUGUGCCCAUAGGGGACAGUAACGAUAGAUUCGGAAGACGAGGAUCAGACCAGCAUCCAAAUCCGACCGAGUGGUCGCCCAGUUAUUCAUCCGGAUCUCGAAUAUCUAGAAGUACAGAUGUGACGCAAGUAUUUGAAAGUCAUAUUCGCAAUGCAAGAGACACUAUUGGAUCACAUGAACGAAAGAACGAUCAGUCCAAUGCUUUAAGUUCCGCGUCGGCUAUCAAUAGAGUGCUGGUUGUGUUUCGAUCUAAACUGAACUGCGUGGCCAAAGAGAAGAUCUAUGACACGACUGAGAGCAUGUUGCCCUCUUCGUUCAACGACGGAACUUACGAGGGCGGCCAUAGCGACAACCUAUACGUGCUGCAGAAGGAGGCCAACGGCGCUCACGUAGAACUACAGGCCAAGUACAUUAACACCACAAUUGUAAUCAGAAGAAUAGGAUCCUAUCUCUCAAUAUCAGUCAAAUCUCCAGUAGACGUGGCCAAAGCCUUGCCCUCCUACGGCCAUACAUCGCGCGAUUUCCACAUGGAACAUUGCAGUGCCGCAUGUCCAGAUAUGGAGACUCUGGCUGAAUUUCCGGCCACACCGCCCCCUCAACAUCCGAGUAAAGCUCGGGUAUCAUACGAGACUGCGAGGAAGCGUUGCAGCCACUUGGCUGGAUUCUUUCUGGACUCUUGCAUCUUCGACGUCAUGACAACUGGCGACUGGAAGACGUUCGUAGAAAUAGACCAGAAGUCGAGUGAGGACGAAUCGAGACUGAAUAUUAGAAGUGACGUCGGUGUCGAGAGAUUGUUCCCCCAACCUUCCAACAGUAAAAAACUGUCGUCUGCAUUGUCAAUAUGCACCGCUAAUGCUUUCAAAACUGGCCUCUCAGUCUUCUUAAUUUUUGUUUUUUACUUAAAUUUUUCAUCUUUAAUGAUCUAAUAGUAAUACUAUUCUCUUCUCAUUUGCAUUGCUUUUCCUCAUUUUUGUCCAAAUUGGAGUAAAUGUUUAAGUUCUA